Stegastes partitus (bicolor damselfish) is the source of this 2418-nucleotide messenger RNA. It is a transcript of the gene camkvl, whose product is annotated as CaM kinase-like vesicle-associated, like. The record is from RefSeq and is a predicted model, not a curated record. Lineage: Eukaryota; Metazoa; Chordata; Actinopteri; Pomacentridae. Gene Ontology annotation, molecular function: ATP binding; protein kinase activity. Gene Ontology annotation, biological process: protein phosphorylation. Bases 1 to 2418 code for a protein of 805 amino acids. The transcript has 10 exons.
AUGCCAUUUGGGUGCCUUGCCCUGCGAGAUGGGCGGACUUACGAUAGCAUGUCUGAUGUCACGGACAAAUAUGAGAUUGGACAAGUCCUCCGAGCGAAGGAGUUCUGCGAGCUGUGCCUGGCUAAGGACAGACAAACAGACAAGGUGUUUGUCUGCAAGAAAUUCCUCAAGAAAGACGGCAGGAAAGUCCGCAAGGCUGCCAAGAACGAAAUCAUGAUCCUGAAACUGGUCAACCAUCCAAACAUCCUUCAGCUGAUAGAUACAUUUGAGACUCGGAAAGAAUACUUCAUCAUCCAGGAACUCGCCACGGGAGGAGAUGUAUUCGACUGGAUUCUGGACCAAGGGAAUUACACUGAAAGAGAUGCUUCCAAUGUCAUCAGACAAGUCCUUGAAGCUGUGGCGUACUUGCACUCCCUCAACAUAGUUCACAGGAACCUGAAGCUUGAAAACCUGAUGUACUACACAGAAAACAACCAUAACAAAGUAGUUCUGCGAGAUUUCUACCUGUCCAGAUUUGAGAAUGGACCAAUCACAGACCCAUGUGGAACUCCAGAAUAUCUGGCUCCCGAAGUGGUGGCUCGUCACCGAUAUGGCCGUCCUGUGGACUGCUGGGCUGUGGGUGUCAUCAUGUUUAUACUCUUAUCAGGUAACCCUCCUUUCUAUGACGAAACAGAGGAGGAGAACACAGAUCUACACAAUCGCAUUAUCUUCUGUCGCAUUGUUGCUGGAGACUUUGAGUUUGAUUCUCCUUACUGGGAUGACAUUUCACCUGCAGCUAAAGAGCUUGUCUGUCGACUCAUGGAAGUGGACCAGAUGCUGAGAAUCACAGCACAAGAUGCUCUUUGGCAUGAAUGGAUUGCAGGGAACGGUGCAUCAGAGAAGAACCUGAAGGAUGGUGUGUGUGCUCAGUUUGAGAAGAAUUUUGCAAAGGCCAAAUGGAGGAAAGCGAUCCGUGUCACCACCUUCAUGCAACGACUGAAGAAUUCAGAGGCACUGAUUGACAGUUCAGCCGAGGCUCAGGGCGGUGACGAGGCAGGAGAUGGUGAAGGGGGUGUUUCCCAGGGGACAAGCGAUGAGGGAGAUAAAGGGACAAGUGAUGGAGGGGUGACGUCAAGUAGUGUGUCUUUAGAGGUUACUGUUGAAAAUACGCCAGUAGGUGUGGACCAGGAUGAGGGGACAACUAAGGUAGGAGAAAAACAGGGUGAGGUAAAGAUAGGCCCAUCUGUAGGAGUUUCUCCAUCAGAUGUUCAGGACCCUCUUGGCCAGUCAGCUGCAGCCCCCAAAGUUGUACAGGAGGAGCCUGAUAAGGUCAGUGCGAGGAAAGGAGCAGGUGACGGAACCAGGAAAAUGGCUGCCAAUUUGGGUCAGAACAAAGUUGUUUCAGAAUCCAAACAGAGCCCUGAAACCUCAAAGCUCUUAGACAGUUCAUCAGGCACUAAUGUUGACAAAAAACACACAUCCGCCUCCCCCGACCCCAGCAGCAAGCGCAAAAUGGCUGCAACGCUUCACGGUCCUCCACCAACAGCGUCUGCAAUUGUUUCAACCUCACCAGAGAAGAGACCAGUCACGCAAAGCGAGCAGAAGGACGAGACUGACGGAAGCUGGUGUCAAACACAAGUACCUGAGGCAGUAGCAGAGAGGUCAGUGGCUGUACCAGUCAGUCCAGCAUUGGGUCAUGGAGCUGGAGUGGAUAUGGGACUAGGAGUUAGAUUACGGGGCGAUGCCAGCCCCAGUGGUAGAAGGGAUAGAGAUGCCAGGAGAACAGACAGACACAGCGCUGAGUUUAGCUUAGCCAGGGCAGGUGCUGCACCAGGGCAGGGUUGUUAUACAGUGGGCAGCUCUGCAAGUUUGGGUCGCCAUGCUACACCAUACAGCCCAGAAGUUGGUGCAGUGGGUAUGGGGAUUGCAGGGGGCUACGGGAGUCCAUACAGUACGCUGUACACGACUGGAGGAGGGAUGGGGAUGUACGGGACUGGGCUGCCGCACGGAGGAGGGGGGAGCAGCACUACGAGCGACUGGCAAAUGGACAGUGUGAUCGAGCAGAUAGAAAAGCAAAUGGCUGCCGUGCUGGAGAAGAUCGAAGGAGACAUGCCCUCGCUGCUGGAGCAAAUCAGUGACUGCCCUGCCGAACCACCACGUGCCCGAAGCACGCAUGCCUCUCCCGCCACCUCCCGUGCACGCCCCUCACAGCGAUCCUCAGCCACGACCUCAUCCACUCCUCCGCCACUUCCCACCUCUCCCAGACCUGCACUGCCCUCUCUCCCCCGCCUUACUAUCCCUCCCCCUUCCUAUCCCCCACCCUCUCCGCCCACGCAAACCUCACCCCAGGCUGUGGGAGAGCAGGAAGACAGGGAUGGACAAAGGGGUGCUGCUCAUUCCAGCCAGCCAUCCAGACCUGGGAUGGGUAGGGGGCUAUGA